AUGUCGUUGUUAUCUGUUCUGGCAGGAAUCUCGGCUUCCGUUGGAGCUUCUUCAUUGAAGUUUCUGUUCAAUGAAGACCUGAACCUUAUCGUAAGUUAACUUAUGUUAUUCAUUCGCAUUUUAGUUCAAUGUUGUUUUACUUUCAACGUUUGUUGUUUCAAAUGUUUUGGUGUGGUGGUUACAGCUGAAGAGUAUGUCCAGCAACAGUACGGUUAAUGUAAGUCUUUUUACGUUAUAGUUAAUUCGUCAAUUAAAAAGCUUAAUCCAAUGUCUAAAUUAUGUUUUCAUUGAUUUGAAGAGAAUAUAACCCUUGAUGUUAAUAUAUUUUGAGCAAUCUAACUUUUUAAACUAAAACAUUACGAUCUAGUCGAUCCUGGCCUUUGCUGGAAGCAACUUUAUCACGGCAGUAAGUUGA
Molecule: messenger RNA, 415 nt
Organism: Bursaphelenchus okinawaensis
Lineage: Eukaryota; Metazoa; Nematoda; Chromadorea; Rhabditida; Aphelenchoididae
Source: the annotation of a GenBank genome assembly